ACCUCCCCACACUGCCACUGGUUGCCAUGUCUUACAGCGGUGGCACUGACCCACAAACCGCCUACUAUGGUUAUGUGCCCAGCAAAGCUAUUGGCAUCGUGGCAUGCGUGCUCUUCGGUUUAUCUACCGUCGUCCAUGCAGGCCAGAGUAUCAAAUACAAACUUUGGUGGCUCCUUCCGACAGUAUGUUUGUCUGGUCUCAUCGAGUUGGUCGGAUGGGCCGCUCGUGUAAAGUCGGCCUACGAUCCAACUCUACAGACACCGGUUCUGAUUCAGACGGUGCUACUGAUCAUGGCACCGACGCCGUUGGUUGCAUCCAACUUCAUGAUAUUCUCUCGUAUCGUUGCUCGUGGUGGACAGCAGUUCAGCAGAUUGUCCCCUAGGCGGUACUCCCAAAUCUUCCUCACCGCUGAUGUCGUCGCUUUGAUCAUCCAGACACUUGGAGGUGGGAUGGCCGCGAAGGCAGUCAAGAGCGGUAAUGACCCCAAGCCGGGAUCUCAUACUAUGCUUGCCGGUGUUGUCUUCCAACUCGUCUCGCUCACGAUCUACUCCCUCAUGGGGGUCGAGUUCCUUCUCCGUCAUCACAAGAAUAAUCCUGUCAAUCAUGCACAUGCUAAGGCCAUGGGACCGACUAAGCCCGUGUUCUCGAGUCGCGUGAAGCUCAUGCUGUGGGGACUGGCCCAGAUGGACAUCUAUCUUUUUACUAGGUCUGUCUACCGUGUCGUCGAACUCGCGGAUGGCUGGUUCGGUAAAAUCCACAGGACAGAGAUUUAUUUCGUCAUCCUUGACGGUCUGAUGAUUCUUCUUGCCAUGCUCACGCUCAACAUUUUCCACCCUGGAUUUCUUCUCCGGCAACGCGAAGACGAUCACGAUCCUGUACCACUGCACAGAAUCGACGUGGAAGGGGAGUAAAGGGCGUCGUCACUGUCAGGUCUCGGAGUGUGUAUUCUUACAGUAUGCUUCACUUGUCUUGGUCCUCUCUCCUCUCUUCCUUUUCUAUCAUUUCUCAGUCGCGAAACCUCUCGCCUUGUCUCCUUUCGUCUGCCCAGUGCAUGAGUACUGUCGAGCCUUUCUU
Stereum hirsutum FP-91666 SS1 is the source of this 1074-nucleotide messenger RNA. Its product is annotated as RTA1-like protein. Bases 27 to 911 code for a protein of 294 amino acids. Lineage: Eukaryota; Fungi; Basidiomycota; Agaricomycetes; Russulales; Stereaceae. The transcript is spliced from 9 exons. Gene Ontology annotation, cellular component: fungal-type vacuole; plasma membrane. The record is from RefSeq and is a predicted model, not a curated record.